AUGGCAAAGACUGUCAGCUUGAGGUCUCGACUGGUUUCAACUCUUGAAGCAAGACGGGACAAGGGGCUUUACUUCGAACUUCGCGCACCUGAGGAAUCCGCCAUCGAUUUUGCCUCAAAUGACUACCUCGGCAGCAACCAGCCAGGCAGUCCGUUUCAAAAGUACCUGGAACAGACGAGGCUCAGAGGCGAUGAGUUGCCCACGUGCUCGACAGGAUCGCGACUCAUGACCGGCCAUACCAAAGCUAUUGAACGGUUUGAAGUAUUGGCGGCCAAGCUUCAUGGCGCCGAGGCUGCCCUUCUCUUCAAUUCUGGGUAUGACGCUAAUCUUUCCCUCCUAGGCACGUUACCGGGACCUGAUGAUUGUUUUGUUUUUGAUGAAUUCGUUCAUGCAUCUGCACAUGACGGGAUGCGUUUGAGCCGAGCGAGGUCGAACCUCUACUGCUUCGAUCAUAGCAACAUUAGCUCAAUGACUGAGAACAUUAUUCGGGCAACCAAGGAGCAUUCCGGAACAAUUUUUGUUUGUGUUGAGACUGCCUACUCUAUGGAUGGAGAUGUUGCGCCGCUGACGGAAAUGCUCGAAAAGUGUCGCACUCUGAUGCAAGAACUGGGAAGGGACGUUUUCUUGAUCGCAGAUGAAGCACAUUCCGCGGGAUUGUUCGGAGAAAAUGGAGCAGGUUUUGUGUCCGCGCUCAAGAUGAACACCCACCCGAAUCUGAUUGGAAGGCUCGUCACCUUCGGGAAAGCUUUCGCUGCACACGGUUCUGUCAUCCUUGGACCUAAGCUCGUCAUCCGCUAUCUUAUCAAUCAUAGUCGACCGUUCCUCUUCUCUGCGGCGUUGCCUCCGAAGCUAAUUACGGCUAUGACUGGAGCCUAUCAAUUUGCGUUUUCCAAGGAAGCCGAGGAUGCGAGGAAGUUGGUUUGGGAGCGUGUGGCAUUCUUCAACCGCACGGCUGCGAAAUACCUACCUGCUGAGAUGCUUCCGAAGACAAAUGGAGAAAGCGCAGUUCAGGUCAUCCUUGUGCCUGGUGUAAGGCCUUGUAUUCAAGUCUGUGAUCGUUUAGUAGAAAAUGGAUUCAACGUUUACCCCGUCGGUCCUCCUGCUGUUCCUGCCGGUGGGGAGCGGCUCCGUUGCGUAAUCCACGCCCACAAUAGUGAGCAAGAUAUUGAGAGGUUCCUUCAGGCGGUGGCCAAAGCAAAGGCGAUGCAUGGCCCUUCGUCAUCAUCAUGCAUUUCGUCUCGCAAGAGAGCCCUCUCUUCAAUGAUAUUUAUCCUUUCCCUUCGUUAUGGUUGCGACUACCCAAAAAACUGUUCGUGUAGGGAAUACCUGUUCAGCACAUAUCUUAUCAAGAUGUACCCUCCUCUCAGAAAUGCUGUGUGGAACAUCCAGCAGCGACUCAGUGCACACAAAUGUUUUGAGCCCGCUCUUAUUUCUUUUGAGCCGGUAACUUUGCGUCUCGAUCCGAAGAUGCGUGCUCUCCCGAGGUUGGCAAUGUCGCUCCGGCAUUACUCGAGCUACGCAAAGAAAACACGACCGGUGCUGCCCAGAACGACCGAUGCCGCCGCGUUCACCAAUCCGUGUGAAGUUGAAAGAUACUUGCAUUCAGUAAAAAAUACGCUACCUCUCAGAGCUCAACAAAUGUUAGAUGAUGGCGUGCUACACCAGUGCAAUCCGAGCGGUCAGACAUGGAACGGAAGAGAAGUUCUCGAAGCAUACAUCGGACAAUGUCAAGAUGCGGAAGAGCGGCAAGAGGCUGUCGUUUGUUUUUCAAUUCUUUUGAGUCGAUACCGUCUCUCUCUAACAUGUUGCCAGAAAUGCCUAUAUCCGAUGGAGAGGUGCAUCUGCGAUUGCGUGAGAAGAGUUGUACCUCGUCAUCACCUUUGGUUAUUCCAACAUGCCGGAGAGUAUGGGAGAAACAACAAUACAGGGAGCUUGCUCUGCUUGAUGGCAGGAGCCCAACGGGCAAUUCGAGGUAUUCGGGAGCAACAAAAGCGGAUGUUGGAUCAUAUUGAACGGAAUCGCACGUCAACAGUGAUUUUGUUUCCGAACAAGAGCUCUACUACCCUUGAUGAGUACAGGCGAGACCGAGUUGUUAGCAUGGGUUCCAAGGGGGAAGGACCGUUGACUCUUGUGCUUCUGGAUGGUACUUCGCGGCAAGCGAAGAAUUUUGACAGGUUCAUGCCCAGCGAUAUCCCGCGAGUUCGCAUCAGGGAGACCAGCGUGCGUUCAUGGCUUGAUCCGAUUCGUCGACAGACAGAAGAGCAUCGCGUGUGUACUGCACAAGCGGCCGCAAUGAUACUGAGUGAGCUUGGGGAUGAAGACACGAGCGAGGCCAUUGAGAGUGCAGUGAGAAGCGUGCUAAAGAUUGCUGAAAUGAGGCGAUACGCUGUUUCAUUGAGCUACAGGAAGGAAAAGCGCUACCCCUCGAAUCUUUUCGGAUGACUUGGAUCCAGCGCAGGCAAUGUCCGGAAGUUGUGUUUGUCCUCACUUCUAGAGCAUGGGGGCGUCAGUCGCAACGGCAUCCGGGAAGGAAUUCACAGGAUGAAUGAUGAGCUCAGAGCACCGCACCAUGACAUGCGAAAGAUGGUUGAUAGUGCGUGCCAUUAUGGUGCUUGUGGGACAAAUUCACUGUAAUGAAAGUUCUCUUUUGUUAUUUUUAGGGAGGUAUGGCCAUGAAAAUAUCUGGCUGAAGGCCGUCACACGGAACUGACCAGGUCGCCUUUGGGCGUGAGCGUUGGUGUCAAAGGGAGAGAGAGGACCUCCACGCUAACCGGGCACAUUUGAAAAGAGCCGCCGGUUUUUGCGAAAGAAGAACAGAAACAUGCGCAGAGGCGAAACAGGGUCAUGCCCGUGGGGCACGCUUGGAGUGAAGCGGACGGCGUCUGCGGACGAGGUACGCGAGGCGUACCGCAAAAUGGCAUUCAAGUAGGUUAAGGACAGGGCUUGCGAUUCAAGUGGCAAAUAAGAAAGAGAAUCCAGAGCCAUGUCUUACUUAUUCUUUAUGGCACGCGUUGAUAUCAUGCGGGUUUUACGUUAGGUGGCAUCCUGAUCUGAACCGAGGGACAGCAGAAGCCGGACGACGUUUUCAAGUAGUGACUGAAGCAUUUCAUGAGAUCAAACGUAUACACGCAACAGACGAGGGCAAUCGAGCGCGAUUUGGGACUCAUUAUGGAACAGCGUCAGGGCCAAGGCAACACACAAACUACAAUUAUCGUCAAAGCUCUCGUUCUACUUCGUAUGACUUUCGCCAGAGAGGAACAAAUGCUGGGGGGAUGCGAAGUGGGUAUGCGGAAGAGGAAGCUUUCAGGAGAUGGGGUAGAGGGGUGAGACAUGACAAUCUGCACAUGAUCAGAUCAAGACUGAGAAUGUUUGAAUCGCUCGGGAUGGGGUUGGGCCUGUUCGCGGCAGCUGUAGCAGUAAGCGUCGGAUAUGUAGGAACGGAAGUUGUAUGGCGGUCCGUAAAUCGAGGCAAGUCAUUUGAAGAGUUGGUGGAAGAAAUGCAAGGUAAAGCAGGCCAGAAGACCAGGGUGGGUCGGAGAAUGAGACGAGGAGGGAAGAAUGCGGAGGGGAAGAAUGCGGAGGGUGUAGAUGAUGUGAGUAGUUAACGCGGACCGAGGGCGCGGAGGGGUUUGCGUUUGGGACUUGAUGAGCUGACGGAAGACGAGCAGCGAGAGUAUCCUUCGGUAGGGUACCACCGCGGUAAAUUUUGGGCGACGGAACGAAGAGCGGUAGGGUAAAAUUAGAGGGCAUC
Molecule: messenger RNA, 3751 nt
Organism: Chondrus crispus (carragheen)
Lineage: Eukaryota; Rhodophyta; Florideophyceae; Gigartinales; Gigartinaceae
Exons: 5
Coding region: 1-2442 (813 amino acids)
Biological process (GO): biosynthetic process
Molecular function (GO): pyridoxal phosphate binding; transferase activity
Source: RefSeq, a predicted model, not a curated record